This is a messenger RNA of Lytechinus variegatus (green sea urchin), 4667 nucleotides long. RefSeq names its product tyrosine-protein kinase RYK-like (gene ryk). The coding region runs from base 74 to 1804 and encodes 576 amino acids. Gene Ontology annotation, biological process: protein phosphorylation; axonogenesis; cell surface receptor protein tyrosine kinase signaling pathway. The record is from RefSeq and is a predicted model, not a curated record. Lineage: Eukaryota; Metazoa; Echinodermata; Echinoidea; Temnopleuroida; Toxopneustidae. Gene Ontology annotation, cellular component: signaling receptor complex. Gene Ontology annotation, molecular function: protein kinase activity; ATP binding. The transcript has 15 exons.
GUUAAGGAGUGCUAUAUUUGGGUCAUUGACAUUACAUUUGCUACUGUGUGUGAAGUCAGAAGAAAAAGACGAAAUGGCUACAAGGAUAAUAUAUAUAAUUCUGCUUAAAUGUGUUGUUUUAUUUUCUUGUGUGUACUGUGUACACGGAUAUAUGAACCUGUUCAUCAGUCCAGCCGAAGUUAAAAGAUUAGUUGGUGUUUCAGCAGAGCUGUAUUAUAUCCGAGAAGGGAAGAUCAACCGUGCAGCCACAAACUAUCCUUUAGCAGUCCCAACAGGAAUAAAUAAACUAUAUUACACAUGGUACAGUGAGAGGCAGGUUUAUUAUUCAAUGUCUGUGAAGUCCAAGAAUCCAAGGAUUUUAUAUCAUCCAAGCUUGAACAUCACAAAGGAUGGGAAAGUUCCUGUCAUAAAAACAGUGUUUGAGAUGCAACUAGAAUGCACAGGCCAUGAAGGAGGCGAAGCAAUCAUCGAACUUCAAGUCAACCUUACGUUAUACUCAGCCAGCAAUAUCACCACACUCAAUACCAUUAGAACCAAAUUGUGCCAAGGAAUUCCAGGAAGUGUUCCAAUUCGACCCAGAGAUCCCAUUGAGAGAGAGGAUCACAGACCAAUGACUAACAACUCACAUUUAGUCACCGAGUCAAAGGUGAAAGCUGUCACAUCUACCAGUGUGUUCUACAUAGCAGUAGGAGUGGUGUGCGGUAUCAUCAUGCUGUUUGUGUUGGUGGUAGCACUCAUCCACGUCAAAACAAUGAGAUCAUCUGAUCCAGCAAGUAGUGACGCGAGUAGUACUGGAUUGAUCAACGGAGGCAGGCAACCGGAGCACCCCAAUUUCCCCAAGAUACAGGAGCCAAAGGUCAACGGACUUUCCAAUGGAAAUGGUUACAACUCACUUCAAUAUCAGAUCUGUCCUUCAGUAGCAGAAGCAGAAGACUUGAGAUUGAAAUUAGCUCCGUAUGCCAUUGAGAGAAGUAGAAUCACUCUUGGUGAAGUUUUGCAAGAAGGGACAUUCGGUCGCGUUCACCAGGGUGUCUUAAUCAGUCCAGCAGGAGACUCAGAAAAGGAUGUUUUCAUCAAGACAGUAACAGAUGAUUCGUCAGAGGAACAGCGCCACCUGUUGGUGAAAGAGAGCUGUCUCCUGCAGGGUCUAAGUCAUAAGAACAUCUUACCGCUGCUUCAUGUGUGUUUCUCCGAUCCUCCCUUCAUCCUGGAGUCGUUUAUGAAGCUUGGAAACCUGAAGCAGUUUCUCAAGGAUGGACGUAUCGGCCCAGGAGACAAACACCAGGCAAUAUCAACUCGGGAUCUAGUUCACCUUGCCAUUCAGAUCACACAUGGUAUGAUGUACCUGGGUAAAAAGAGACUCGUUCAUAAAGACCUCGCUACUAGGAAUUGUGUAAUUGAUGAGGAUUAUAACUUGAAGAUCACGGACAAUGCUUUGGCAAGAGAUCUCUUUCCGAGUGACUAUCAUUGUUUGGGAGAUAAUGAGAACAGGCCCGUUAAGUGGAUGGCUGUAGAAUCUCUAGUUCAUAAGAACUUUUCACAUGCUAGUGAUGUGUGGUCAUUUGGAGUGACCCUUUGGGAGCUGGUCACCUUGGGUCAGACGCCGUACAUGGACCUUGACCCCUUUGAGAUGGCCACUUUCUUGAAGAGCGGUUACCGCAUGCCUCAGCCACCAAGCUGUCCUGAUGAACUCUUCAAUCUGAUGGCCUGUUGCUGGGCUCUCAUGCCUCAGGACAGACCAAAGUUCAGUCAGCUGUGCGCUGCCCUUACAGACUUCCAUCGCACCCUCGGCAUCUACAUCUAAGCAUCCCAGCUGCCUCUCGUCGGAACUCUGAAGCAUUGUUCAGACGUGGCACUAUCAACGCAACAAUCCUGGUACAUGUAUACAAAGCGUUUGAUCUGUGAGUAUUCCAACAAAUUUGCGGAGACAAGGGAACAACUCUUCUUGCCUGGGUUUUAUCAUUGUGGACCAAUCAUCUUAGGAAGUUGCAACGCACAAGGUGUGCAAAGCCAUUCAUCCGUGAAAUGACCAAAACAAAGUUGCAGAUUAAAGAAGCAUUUUCUUCUUAACUGGCUAUUUGAAUUGUGCAUCAAUUUUAAGAAAGUUUGUGCCAACUUGAGAGUUUGUAAAGACAUGUGGCCUAUUGGCUGUUUAAACCUUGUUUCUAAAAAUUUAGAUAGAAGAGAGCUAAAAAAAAAGCUUGAUUGUAGAGUUGUGACCUUAGUAUGUCACCCCUUUUUUCCAGAAAAAAAUCUCUGGAGAUAUUAAGAGACUGUUUUCAGACAUUGUGAGGUUACCGCCUUUGUCAUAAUUCUAAAUUGCAGAUUUUUCUGACCUGUUCUCAAAGUGUUUGAAUUUCAAGAUGCAAGGUUUCAACAGCACACAGGAUGAUGUCUGAAUGCACUAAUGUUUUAUUCGUACAUUACAAAGGAUUGCCGUGCAGUGUCUGAACAGAGCAUUAUAGAAUGUAGAUCCUAAGGUGGAUCCCUUCCAGUAACUUCUAUGUGUGCAGAGCUUCUAGUGAUGCUUGUAAAAUGAGAGUAGUGUAUGCAAAUGGUCUGUUGUUCCGUGCGCAGUAGACAAGAUAGCAUUUGACCGCUUCAAGUAUUUCUCUGCUGUCAUUAACAUGUUGUAGAAAGAGAGACAUUCAUGUAUAGCUAUGUGUAGACCAAAGUCUGAUCAUCUAUUUGUAUUCAGCGACAACUCUUUGUAUUUUCAUGUUAUAACUACAACAAUAUAAAUGCAAACGGUAUUGAGUCACAGAAUGUCUUGAUAAUUGCUAUUAACUGCAACAUAGACUAUCGUUUUCAUUAUUGUGUGGAUAGAAUAGAAAGACAACUUUACAAUGUACUUGCUUCUAUUGCUUAUUGCAUGUUUUUAUCCGUCUUCAAUUCCUAUUGCCCUUUCGAAUUCAUUCACAAAACAUACUUGAUGAUAAUGAAAUGUGAUUUUUUUUAUAUAUAUAAAGGGUAGAGAUUAUUCAUCUUAAUAAUUUGUCAUGAAUGGGAAUAUUUGAUUUAACAAAUCAUUUAUGCUUGUAUUCAAAUUAAAUGUUGAUUUUAAAAAUGUUAAUGAUAUGUGUAAAGCCAAAUGGGAAAUUCAUGCUAACUAUCAUAUUUUACUAGAAAAAUGUCAGUACUGUUUUUUUUUUCAUACAAUACUUGCCCUUGCCCUACAGUAUAAUGUAUUUUCAAAACUCUAAAUUUUUCUAAAUUUCAUUAUUCUCAGGAUUGUUUGUUUAUACGUUUAAGAUUUUAAAGUCAAAUCUAAAAGUUAAAAUCAUGGCCUGGUGAAUAUAUUUUUUCAUUUAAGGUUAGUUGAAAUUAUCUGUGCUUUUUGACGUCAUUUCUCCCUCUAUGCAUUUUAUAUUCUUAAUCUAAAUAGUCCACAACGGUUUUAGAAAAGGACCGUGUGGAUAUUUGUUUGUUACAAAGGGAAUGUCUGUCUUUCCUUCACUGUGCAGUUAAUUUGUUUGUAAAUAUUGUGAUAAUUCUUUUGGUGCUUUAAUUUCCUUAUGUUUUAUUUUUUUGCUAUUAUUGUAAUGUGUUUCCACUGACCUUGCUUUAUAUAUGCAGUAAAUGCAUGUACAUGUAUAAUAUUGUAGUACUACUUGUACAUGAAAUACUAUUUUGUAGAAUUGGAUUGUUAGAUAAUUCAUUAUGACUGACAUUAUUAACCCUUUACCAAAAACUUUAGAAUACUUAAAAAAAAACUGAAGCAAAUUAACACAGUAUGAAUCAAUAUUAAACAGGGUAGAGUACUUAUUUCUUUGUGAUAGAAAAACUUGGAUUAUUUGUCAUCAUGACACCUGUAAAUAAUGCUGAUUUUGUAAUACUAAAGUGUUUUCUUAUUAUGAUAAAAAAAAGCAGUCAUUGUAGAAGUGUUAUACAAGCACAUGUACAUCUGUAAAUCUCAAUGGUAAUAAUGCGCAAAGUUUUUAUAGUACUGUUGUCUGUUGGUAGUAUAAUACAAAUAGAUAUAUAAACAGGUUGAGGACUUUUUUGUGAUACAUACAAAUCAUUGCCAAGUGAAUUCAAAGUUGUAGGAGUACAAAAAGUAAUAAACAUAUCACAAUUUAUAAGUACAUGCAGUACCUCUCUGCAAAGCAUCGGGUGCGACCAUGAAGAAAAUGCUAUCAUUUUUUUCAAAUAUAAUGUGAAUGAUAUUGGACAUUUAUGGGUAUGAUAUUUAUAAAAUACUGAUUUAAAGAACUGAUUUAUAGAUGGCGCUUCAUGCAACGCUUGUGCAUAUCCCAUAGGAGGAGCAAUGAUAGCAUCAAAGUAAAUUCGCACAAUUUUAAGGAAACCUCACUCACGUCUGUGUGUGCAUUGCCUCUUCACUGUAUGUAGAUUCAGUCAUGAAUGAUUAUGCAAAGUGCGUAUUGAAAUAACUCAAACUUGUUUAGUUUCUCAUUUUGACGAGUUCUCUUUAUGAAAAUAUUGAUAGAUUUCUUCCAUUAUUACCGGUAAUACAAAUAAUGAGGAUAACAUUUAUCAGUGGUAUGCGUGAUUGGCAGAAAAAAACUCUUUCAUAGAGAAGGUUUAUUAUUUCAUUCAUAAAAUACAUUCAUAUAUCAAUUCAUUAAAAAAUGCAUAUUAAACAGUAAAAAUACUUUGCUAUGUUUCAUGUAUUCAGGUGGGUUACUAAACUCCAUUAAUUUCCGAGG